This is a messenger RNA of Panicum virgatum (switchgrass), 1635 nucleotides long. Its product is annotated as probable polygalacturonase. Gene Ontology annotation, biological process: carbohydrate metabolic process. The record is from RefSeq and is a predicted model, not a curated record. The transcript has 7 exons. NCBI's taxonomy places the organism in Eukaryota, Viridiplantae, Streptophyta, Magnoliopsida, Poales, Poaceae. Gene Ontology annotation, molecular function: polygalacturonase activity. Bases 1 to 1365 code for a protein of 454 amino acids.
AUGCGCCGCCGGGCCACGCGGGAGCAUCCACGGCAUGAACCAGGCCCGCGCGCGCACCCACUGCUGCGCCCUGUCGCCGGCCGCGGGAGCGUUAAAGGCAGGAGCAAGGGCAAAUGCGCGGCCGCGGCGCUGCUGGCGGCGUGCACCGGUGCGUCCCGGGCGGGGUGCCGGAAGCACAUGGCGAAGAUCACGGAAUACGGCACCGUCGGGGACGGGAAGACGCUCAACACGACGGCGUUCACCAAGGCGGUGGCGGAUCUGUUGGCGCGCGCGCGGCGUGGCGGCGCUGCGCUGGUGGUGUCCCCGGGGAAAUGGCUCACUGGGCCCUUCAACCUCACCAGCCACUUCACCCUCUACCUCGACGAGGGCGCCGAGAUCCUCGCGUCCCAGAUUCCAUGCUCCUACCGUGGGUACCGCCGUGCUUUAGCCGAGGAACCGCCCGUUUUCUUAAUACGGACCGCUGGUAGAAAAAGGUCGAGCUGUUUUGGUAUUGAUCAUCUAUUUUCGUGGCCUGACAAUUUUGACUCGGUGAAACUGAAAGAAAGAUCUAAACUAUGGAUCAUCUCCAAUGUCACCUUCGUCGACUCGCCGUCAUGGAACCUCCACCCUACCUACUGCACCAAUGUGACCAUCAGUGGCGUCACCAUUCUCGCGCCGGUGCAUUCACCAAACACCGAUGGCAUUGACCCUGAUUCUUCCUCGCAUGUGAAGAUCGAGGACUGCUACAUCGUCUCCGGCGACGACUGCAUCGCCGUAAAGAGCGGCUGGGACCAGUACGGCAUCAAGUUCAACAUGCCGAGCCAGCACAUCGUGAUCAAGAGGCUCACCUGCAUCUCCCCCACGAGCGCCAUGAUCGCGCUGGGCAGCGAGAUGUCCGGCGGUAUCCGCGACGUGCGCGCCGAGGACAGCGUCGCCAUCAACACGGAGUCCGCCGUCAGGGUCAAGUCCGGCGUGGGGAGGGGCGGCUUCGUCAAGGACAUCUUCGUGCGCGGCCUCAGCCUCCACACCAUGAAGUGGGUGUUCUGGAUGACCGGCAACUACGGCCAGCACCCGGACAACUCGUCCGACCCCGACGCGAUGCCCGAGGUCACCGGCAUCAACUACAGCGACGUGUUCUCUGAGAACGUGACCAUGGCCGGCAGGAUGGAGGGCAUCCCCAACGACCCCUACACCGGCAUCUGCAUACCCAACGCCCCGGACGCCAAGGAGCUGCAAUGGAACUGCACCAACGUCAAGGGGGUCACCUCCGCCGUGACGCCCAAGCCGUGCCCGGAGCUUGGGGCGGAGGGCAAGCCGUGCGCCUUCCCGGAGGAAGAGCUCAUCAUCGGCCCGCACAAAUUGCCCCAGUGUACCUACUAUUGGUAGUUUGCCGAAUGAGGUCAUAUAGAAGCUCAGCGAUAGUCUAGACAACAAGUGUGAGAAAUGCAGCUGAAAUAAUAUAGUUCUAUCAAAAUAAUAUCCAUUUACACAUUGUUUCCAUUUCGUAUGCCAGUGACUCGAAAUCAUGGCAUCAGAAAUUUCUGAAAUCAUGCCAAGAAAGCUUUUGCAUUCCGAAUUCUGACCUUUCUUAAGUACAACAGUUACAGAAUUGAGAGACAACAACAUCAGAUUUCUAAACCAAACCCUGCAAAAAAA